AUGGAUUUUCAUGGAAUGAAGAGGAGGAAACUACAACUCCUAUGCAAGAAGCAUGGCAUCCCUGCAAAUCUGAAGAAUGUCGAGAUGGCUAACAGACUCGCUUCUCUUUUCACGGAUCAGACAAGUCCGGUUAGGACUCGAACAAUGAGUGAUAUACUGAGUAGAUGUUCAGUUAUUGAAUCUCGACGAGAUGAAGCCUCUGCUGAUGAUGGAACUCUUGUCACCUCUGAAUACAAAAGUGAGAAUAGCACUGUAGAAGAAGAAGAGGAAAUGGAGAUUAGUAAGGAGGAUUGUACGAGUGUUGGCCAUUGUGUGAGCAACCCUGAGUCCGAGCUAGGCAUGCCUUAUGAGAUGGAGCUAUCAGCAAACCGACAUGGAGACUUGUCUGAAGAACAAGCGGACAUCUGUAAGGUUGGUCGUCUCAGUGUUGGUCAUUGUGUAAACCGAGAGACGCUUUAUGAGGUCAACGCUUUAUCACAACAUGUACCAGUUAACAACGCUGCUAGUAGUGUCCUCGACGAUGAAGAUGUGUUCAUUACCCCAGAGAGGAAGUUAAUGAUGAUGGAACAACUCAGCCAAAACGCAAAGACGUGUGCGGCUGAGUCAGUGAACCACCACAGUGAUGAAGUAGUGGAGUCUCAUGGUGUUGUUUUCACGACCCCUGAACAAGUUCUAUUGAUGGGUGAUUCUGGGAGAGAGGAGGUGGGAAAGCAAGAGGAACAUACAUCCACAGAAUCUCCUGUUGAAUCUGAUGUUCUCAAAAACAGCCAAAAUGGAGGAGCAAGUGUGAAAAAGCCGGCGCAGUUCAAUGAGGAAGUUGGAUUAUCGAGUGAGAUGCACAAGGCGGCUGUAGAGUCUCCUGAUGAGUCUGAUGUUCCAGGAAGACAUCCCUUUCCAGAAGAGUCUGAACUGGAAGAAGCUGCAAAAAGUGAAGAAUACAAGGCUGUGGAAUUGCAAGUUGACUGUGACAAUUUCUCUGGUAACUGUCAUGAUAUGUUUGAUGUUGUCACUGCCUCUGAGAGCCAGUCCAUUAUGGGGAACUUUGAGGCACCCACUGCUAGGAAGCAAGAACAGGAGGAAGUGGAGUUCAAGGACGAGUCUACCUUAUUCACUAGCUUUGAGAGAUGUUUACUUCUGGGAGAGUCUGCACAUGACAGACAUGGCACAAGUCAGUUUCAAAGCCAUCAUGAUUCUUCUCCCAAAGUUGGUUUGAAGGAGAACAGUGUGGUUUGGGGAAGUCACGCAUUGGCUGUGGAUUUAGGAGAAAACACCAUUCGUGAUUCAAGUGGUAGUAUAGCAUCCAAAGUUUUUAUGCCAAAAGGUUCUCUAGCAGAGAAUGUUGACUCAGUAAUUGACACAAUCAUGGAGUGCCACCCUGAAUCUGAACUAUUUGUGGAAACAUGUCCAUCUCCUUCGUUGGUACAAUUAGCGGAGAGCUUGCCUACUUGCCCUAUCCUUGUUAAGGAGACUGUUUCAACACUUAUUGACGAGGAAGAUUCUAAAAACAAUGAGGAAAUUGUGCUCAAGGAGCAUAGAUGUGUAGCUAAGUUAGCAGAAGCAGAAGCGGUUCUGGAGAAUUCAGAUGUGUUCACUACCCCAGAGAGGAACUUAAUGAUGAUGGAACAAGUCAGCCAAAAUGAAAAAACGCUUGCAGCUGAUUCAGUGAACCAUCAAAGUGAUGAAGCAGUAGAGUCUUCUUAUGCUGUUGUUUUCACAACUCCUGAACAAGUUCUAUUGCUUGGUGAUUAUUGGAUAGAUGAGGUGGGAAAGCAAGCUGACUCUGACAAUUUUACUGGCGCCAAUAUUACUACUGAGUGUCAUGAUAUGUCUAAUGUUCUCUCCGCUUCUGAGAGCCAGUCUAUUAUGGGAGACUUUGAGCCACACAUUGCUGGAAAUCAAGAACGAGAGGAAGUGGAGUUCAAGGACGAGUCUGCUGCCUUCUUCACUAAGUUUGAGACUUGUUUGCUUCUGGGAGAGUCUGCACAUGACAUACUUGGUAACAAUAUGUCUGGCUCAAGCCCUCAUGAUUCUUCUGCCAUAGUUAUUUUGAAAGAUGACAGUAUGGAUGUAGGAGACAACACCGUUGCUGUAUCAAGUGGUAGUUUCACAUCCAAUGUUUCUUACAGCCAUGAGUUUAAUGCUGGGGAAGAAACUGCAGGUGCAUGUCUAGAUGCCGCACAAGGGCCAACAAAGCAAAGCAAAAGGGAUUCUCCACAUGUUGACUCAGCAAAUCCUUUUGAUCUUGACAUUGAUGGGGCAGACACAACCAUGGAUGCAGAAAGAAAUGUUUCCUUCAGUUCCUAUGUUCUUGCUGGAACCUGUUCCUUGGUGCCUGAAGAAUCUAGCCCUUCCACAAACAUUCAUGAUCAGAUAAACGAUGCCUUGGAGGAAUUGGCAAUAACAGAUGAGCUCAUAGAAACAAAGGUAACAACUCAAAAAGACGACAAGGGUAUGUUGGACUCUUCAGGUGGCUCUUCUGCUUAA
Messenger RNA from Brassica napus (rape), 2484 nucleotides. RefSeq lists its product as uncharacterized. Lineage: Eukaryota; Viridiplantae; Streptophyta; Magnoliopsida; Brassicales; Brassicaceae. The record is from RefSeq and is a predicted model, not a curated record. The coding region runs from base 1 to 2484 and encodes 827 amino acids. The transcript has 4 exons.